AUGGAUUCUGAAGAUUGUUCCAUAACAGAAAACAGCUCUUUGCAUCUGGAGAGUGAUCAAAAAGAUGUUGCCUCUAGCUACCGUUUCGCAGCAAGUCAUGAAGGGUCCCUCCAGGUUCCUGUCCCGUGUGCUGUAAUGUAUGUGGUCUUCACCACCAUUCUGGUUAUAGCUCUCAUUGCCUUAUCAGUGGGCCGAUACAAUUGUCCGAGCCAGUGUGAGUUCUCAGCGCCUGCAGAGAGCCAUGUCUCUUCAUGCUCAGAUGACUGGAUUGGUUACCAGAGGAAAUGCUACUAUAUUUCCACUAUAACAUACAACUGGACUCUGGCCCAAAACUUUUGUUCUACACUUGGUGCUACUCUUGCAGUCAUGGAUUCUGCAAAGGACAUGAGCUUUCUAAAGCGAUAUGCAGGUGGAGCUGGACACUGGAUUGGGCUGAGAAACGCGGCUGGCCAGACAUGGAAAUGGUCUAAUGGCAAAGAACUUAGCAACAGAUUCAACAUUACAGAGUCGGAGAGCUGUGUGUAUCUGAAUAGCACAGACAUCGGCAGUACAGAAUGUGACAAGAGCUUACACUGGAUCUGUAGCAAACCCUCCAAAUAA
Lepus europaeus (European hare) is the source of this 600-nucleotide messenger RNA. RefSeq names its product early activation antigen CD69-like. NCBI's taxonomy places the organism in Eukaryota, Metazoa, Chordata, Mammalia, Lagomorpha, Leporidae. Gene Ontology annotation, cellular component: external side of plasma membrane. The transcript has 5 exons. The record is from RefSeq and is a predicted model, not a curated record. Bases 1 to 600 code for a protein of 199 amino acids.